Molecule: messenger RNA, 1663 nt
Organism: Theobroma umbraticum
Lineage: Eukaryota; Viridiplantae; Streptophyta; Magnoliopsida; Malvales; Malvaceae
Source: RefSeq, a predicted model, not a curated record
GCUAAUAAAUCGUAAGCAUGGUGAUUUCUCUCGCAAUUCUCUUGUGAGUUCCUCCUGUUGCUUUCGGCAGUUGAAUUCUAGGCGAUUUUCAUGAGCACCAUGGGCGGUAAUAUUGGCACUAGAACACGCCAUAAGAGGCCAUUGCGUAGGGGUAGACGUCAAUCAGCUAGAAGAGGCAUUCUGCUUGAUGACGACGCUAGUAGUGAUAUGGGCAAUUUUCAGGGUGCACCCAAGACUCUUGAUGCUUACUUCAGAGAGUUGUCUGACAAAAGGGCAAAGAGAGAGCAAGCUCUGUCACCAAUUCUCGAGGCUUUAACUGACAACAUAGAGCAAAAUUUUGUAGAAGAGAACUUUGUAACGCUGCUGUAUCACUGCCUGCAUUGCCUUAAAAAGGGUUCUGCUAAGGAGAUGCAGCAAGCAGCACAUAUUAUUGGAUUGCUGGCAAUGAUUACUAGUUGUGUUGACCAUGCACACGAAGCGUAUGAAGAUGUACUGACUGCACUUUCCCAGCAACGUAAAUCUAAGCUUAAGACCUUGAAGAUUCUUGACUGCUUGGCUGUUGUUACCUUUUUUGGUGCAAGCAACUCAGAUGAGACUGAACAAGCAAUGCAGUUAAUAUGGAACUUCAUUCACCCUGAAUCUCAUUCUAAUAUGGAAAGGAAGCAUUCACCAGAUGUUUUAACAGCUGCAAUAUCUGCUUGGUCCUUUCUUCUCACUACCAUUGAUGGAUGGAGGCUGAGUUACAAAAACUGGCAAGGGGCAAUUCCAUACUUCUCAAACCUACUGGACAACAAUGAUGAAGCAUUAUGUGCAGCAGCUAGCGAGGCUCUUGCUUUGAUCUUUGAAACCAACUGUCUGGAGAAGUUCUCAACUGAAGCUAAGGAUUCUCAUGGCUCAAUUUAUGAAGGUGGUACAUCCGUUAAGAUAUAUUUAACAAAGGAAGAAUUGAAGGACAAUAUUAUAAAGCAACUCAGAAGCCAGUCCACCAAAGCAAGUAACGAAAAUAUUCCUGUUCAAGAUGCAAGAAACGGGUUUGAUGCUAUCUCAGCUGCUUUAAAGUUUUUGGAGGAGAACUGUCCAAAUACCUGUGUGACAAUAGGGGGGCAGGAACUCAUGUUAUCAAAAUGGUCUCAGAAAAUACAGCUAAAGUUUGUGAAGCAUUUUCUAGGAAAAAAUGGAUUUGUAAAGCAUAUGAUGCAAAAUGAAAACUUCCAUAAUGUCUUUGAGUUUAUGCCGAAAAAAAGGAAUUCUUUAAGCAGCAUAAUAUAUGAACCAGAAAGAGAAGAGGUCACUGUUCGUUUUUUCCAACCUCCCGUUGUGAGAUGCCAGGAUUCCUCUCUGCUACCAUUCAUAAGCAGAGAAGAAAGGCAGUUACAAAAGAAAAUGACCAUGUCACCCAAUUCAUGCUUGAGCAAGGCAAGAACUCAGUUACUGAACAAGCAGCGACUGUUAUCACAGGGGGGGAGACUUAGAGAGAGUGCUUGCUUUGCUGUUGCGGAUGAAAAUUAGGUAGAGAAGAGAAGAGCUGUUGAAGUGCACCUGACUCAAUGCUCAGAUUGACAACAAAAUUUAUUUUUAGCUUAGUUUUUAUUUAUGUCUUGCAAUUUUUUUGUUAUCAUAGCUUUGAUUAGACAACCAUCAUUGUGAUACUUGUUUAAGAAGC